Molecule: messenger RNA, 3118 nt
Organism: Volvox carteri f. nagariensis
Lineage: Eukaryota; Viridiplantae; Chlorophyta; Chlorophyceae; Chlamydomonadales; Volvocaceae
Exons: 19
Coding region: 66-1892 (608 amino acids)
Biological process (GO): proteolysis
Cellular component (GO): cytoplasm
Molecular function (GO): metalloaminopeptidase activity; manganese ion binding
Source: RefSeq, a predicted model, not a curated record
CAACGGCCCAGAGGUGUAAGCUUACCGCAGUACUCUUGUCACCGAGCGCAUAGGAGUUGGACGGCAUGGCACACGGACUCCUAACGCGCUCAGCUAGAGUGACUGCUAAGCUUGCAGCACGAGCCAGAUCAUUCGUUACUUCGCACCCCACGGUCUUCGUCGCCAGGAGCCCGUCGCCAACCCUGGUAACUCCAAUCGCUACCGCCCGCAUUGCACAUGCUUUCGCCGCCCCUCGUGGUCCCAUCGUCGCGCCCCGAGGCGUGCGCACAGCCGCGGCAUCCGCUGCAGCCAUGAAGCAGGUUGCGUUCGAGCCUGACACGCUGCCGUCGGUCGGCCUGGCCAGCUCAGCAUUGGACUCCUGGGAGGGGGACCUGCUGGUGCUGGCCGUCACAGAGGACGACUUCGUCACCGCGGACGAGGUCACCGCCGUCAGGUCGGAGGGGCUGCAGCAGCUGGAUGCCAAGCUGGGGGGGCAGCUGGCGGAGAUUGUUGCCUGGGGCGGCUUCGAUGGCAAGCAGGGCAGUCAGAGCCGUGUCGUGCGGUACACGGGUACCGGCAGUAAGGCCAAGCACGUGGCGAUGGUGGGUUUGGGCAAGGCAGCCAAGCUCACAGUGGCGACGGAGUGGGGCGUGUCACCGUUCCAGGCCCUGGGAGCUGCUGUGGCCGCCCUAGCCAAGGCCAACAAGGCAGAGAAGGUGGCGGUGGCGAUCACGACGCAGCCGGACCCGGCGGUGCGGGGGUCAGCGCUGACGCAGAUCACCACGGGCUCCCUGCUUGGUGGCUAUGAGAGCAGUCGCUUCAAGUCCAAGAAGAGUCCAACCGCAUCAAAGCUGACGUCACUGGAGGUCCUUAUGGACCUUGACGCCGCGGCGGCGGAGGCGGCGGUGGCUCGUGGCGUGGCAGCCGCGAGGGGAAACCUGCUGACCAGGUACCUGGUUGAGGCUCCUCCCAAUGUGUGUACUCCGACCCAUCUGGCGGAUGCAGCUGCACACAUCGCCGCCAAGUCACCGGAUGUGUUCACGCUCAAGGUGUACGAGAAGGAGGAAUGUGAGGCCAUGGGCAUGGGCUGCUAUCUGGGAGUGGCGGAGGCGAGCUUGGAGCCACCCAAGUUCAUCCACCUCAAGUACUCGCCCCCUGGUGGCACCACCAGCCGCAAGAUCGCCAUCGUGGGCAAGGGCCUGACCUUCGACAGCGGCGGCUACAAUCUCAAGGCGGGUCCCGGCUCCAUGAUUGAGCUGAUGAAGUUCGACAUGGGUGGUGCGGGAGCCACCCUGGGUGCCGCACGCAUCCUUGGAGAACUCAAGCCCUCCGACGUGGAGAUCCACUUCAUCAUCGCCUCCUGCGAGAACAUGGUCGCCGGGGCGGGUUUGCGUCCAGGAGACAUACUCACCGCUGCGAACGGCAAGACUGUGGAGGUGAACAACACGGAUGCGGAGGGCCGACUGACGCUUGCGGAUGCGAUGUGGUUCGCACAGGAGAAGUGCGGGGCUACCUCAAUGGUUGACAUCGCCACUUUGACGGGCGCUUGCAUAAUCGCACUGGGCACCUCCGUAGCCGGCCUAUUCACACCUUCGGACUCCCUGGCCGCCAGCCUUACCACCGCCUCCAAGGCCACAGGUGAGAAGAUCUGGCGGAUGCCCAUGGAGGAGGAGUAUUGGGAGUCCAUGAAGUCCCCGGUGGCGGACAUGAAGAACACGGGGACGCGCUACGGUGGCUCCAUCACGGCGGCGCUGUUUCUCAAGCAGUUCGUCAAGGAGAGGGUGGAGUGGGCGCACCUGGAUGUGGCGGGUCCGGUGUGGAACGAGAAACUGGGCCUGCCCACCGGUUUCGGAGCACAGCUGCUGGCGGAGUGGGCCAUGGCGCAAGCAGCAGCUCCCCCCGCGGAUAAGUGAGCCCCACAAUGGGAGUGAAGGAGAGCCUAACAGAGCACUGCGGGCAAGCAAGCCAGGCGCGUAUAUCCUGUAUGAACCACUUUCCAACCUAAUGUUGUGGUUAGGAGCGGGGAGGGUGUAAAGCGAUUUGGAGGUUUGUUCGCCUGCCUACGGCGCUCUAUUUCCCCAUCUCGGGAUGGAGGCCAGCUUAAAAGGCUGGACUCGCGAUAGCUACUGGAAGGAUCGUGUUCAAUCUAGACACCGUGCCAUACUUACAAAGCGGUGCGCUGCUGGCACCAACCAGGCUGCGGUCAGUAAAGCUGCAGGCAAUUGUCCAUGCUGGAGUCGUAGAGCAUACCCGGGAGGGUGUUGCGCAAUUUUGUAGGCUUCACAGCAAAUAUACUUCGUCGGACGUAGAUAUGGCAAUUCGUCUUGUUCAGUUCAUCCGAAGCCAGUGGGACAGGCCAGGGACCUGUGUACAUAAAUAGACCUCCUCAGCAGCACCUGCCGAUCCUUUUAUGAACAGACUGCUGUGUCGUCGAGCCACGAGGCAACGUAGCAGCAGCAUGCCACAGUACUGACGCUGACGCAACCACCGAAACCGUAACGACGAUACAUCAUCAAGCACGCAGAGCAUUCCGUAUUAUGUUUCGCGACGUUUGCACAGUCAAAAGUUCAAAAUAGGAAAAACAAGACUAAAUCACACAUAUUAUCGUGUCAAAAUAUGACAAAUCCGGCAUAGUACACCACUACCGCAUCGCCGCAGUGGUAGAUCCGUCAGCACCUGCCACCGCUACUCUGUGGCCCCGCACCUGCACCACUGGCACCGCCUCAAGGAGACAGACACCAGAACAGCGCCACACCAACCCUUGACCUUGUUGCCCACCGCCACGCCAACACCCAGCACAAUCUCUUCAUAGUCGCACGCAUGGUCCCCAUGGCCCCCUUCCCUCCAUGGCCUCCACUGGGCUAGCUCGACCCUCCCUGAUUAGAACCCCCUCGCCACCUCGACAACCGUUUAGGUGGUGUACUCGGCGUUGAUCUUGACAUAAUCGUACGAUAGGUCGCAGCCCCAGGCCAUGCCCUUGCCGUUCCCCUUGCCAACCGUAACAAAGAUCUGUACGGUGCCGUGUACGGCGCACGUGUCCUUCAGAUAUUUAUUGGCUGCCGCCUUGUCAAAGGGCAGCGGCUGGCCCGCCUCCAUCAGCUUCAUACUGCCCAGCUGCACGCCGAGAUCGCUUUGGUCG